AUGUAUGGAGAUUUGGGCAUCAAGCUUGUCCAACAUGCCAAGCGGACUCAAAAGCUGGAGCAUCUCCCGGCAUAUCAGACCGAAACCGUACGCGCCGUGACUCGAGAAGUUCGAGAGCUGGACAAGGACGUAUCAAAUGUUCUCCAGUCCUUUGGUGGCUCAUUCGACCCAUCUGCCGAUCCCGCAACGGCCUGCACCCUGCUCGUCGACCACCUCUGUAUGCGCCGGAACAAGCGAUGUCUUCUCGCAUACCACCGCACGCGUACUGACAAGUUGGAGGAAAUGGUGUGGAAUGGUAGUGAUAUUAUCGACCUUGCCGCACAACCAGAGAGGGCUCUGGACGGACAGGGCGCUGGGCCUGAUUUAGGGAGCGGAGAGGGCAAUAGCAGCAGCCUAAGCCCGGAAGAGGUGGAAUAUGUGAGGCAGUAUAGUGAUCUGCUAGCUGCGUAUAAAGGCCAGUGGACCGAUAUAGAUUUGACUGGAAGCUUGGAACCCCCGCGCGAUUUGUUCAUCGACGUUCGAGUCCUGAAAGAUGCGGGCGAGAUACAAACAGAAUAUGGAACAAUAAAUCUUACGAUGAAUUCCCAAUUCUAUGUGCGCCAGGGAGAUGUCGAACGUCUUAUUGCGCAGGGAUAUUUGCAGAAGCUUAGCUGA
Molecule: messenger RNA, 654 nt
Organism: Venustampulla echinocandica
Lineage: Eukaryota; Fungi; Ascomycota; Leotiomycetes; Helotiales; Pleuroascaceae
Exons: 3
Coding region: 1-654 (217 amino acids)
Biological process (GO): DNA replication; DNA strand elongation involved in mitotic DNA replication
Cellular component (GO): GINS complex
Source: RefSeq, a predicted model, not a curated record